AUGGAUAUCGGCGACUAUCUCAAGCAAGAAGAGCCCGUCCCUACUCAAGGUUACUCGCACGAGAUGGAUAUGGGAGAUUUUAAACAGGAUAUCUUCAAAACCGACGGCUUUGGAGUUUUCGGCAGCUAUGGCAACAACCUGAACCUGGAUCCCUUCCGAGACAACAAUGGACAUGGCGGCCAUGGUAGCCUCUCUUUCUAUGGCAACAUGACCCAUCAACUUCCCGUUGCUCCUUCCGGCUUCGAUGGCCACUCUCUCUCCCACAGCUUCGAGCAUGCCGACGAGCACCACGGAGCUACUCUCUCAGGUCUCAAUGGCCACUUCUCGUCACAGAACUUCCAGCAGAACUUCGAAGUACACCAACCCUCCAAUAUUUCGAACCACAACGACCAUUCUUCUGGCCAGGGCGUGGAGCAGUACGAAGACUCCUCGGUUAUGCCGAACGAAAUCAACGAGAUUGUGGACUCUGUUGAGCAUGGCCAGGACUCUGUUGAACAAGAAGACGAAGAAGACAAGGUUCCCCUGAAGGAUGAGGAGUACGACUCUGACGAUGAAUUCAAAGAUGAGGAUGAAGAGGACGAGGCGGCCGAGGAUGAUGGAGAGGACGACAAUGGUCAAAAGAAGAGAAAGUUGAAGGAUAAGCGCAAGCCCUACAAGCAGCCGCGCAUCCUGACUCGUUGGGACCCCAGCAAGGAUCAACUCACCCUAUUAUCCCUGAUCUAUAUCCUCGAGAGAGAGAAUAUCAAAGUCCCAUACGAGGAGCUCAACUUGCUCGUGAAUGGUGGGGCCAAGUGGGAUGAUGCAGAGGGCGGAUCCGUGUUCCAGCACCUCAACAAGCUACGUAGGGCUCGUAUAUUCUUUGGUCUACCUGUUCCGCCACCCAGGAAGGGCAAGAGAGGCACCAUGGACGACCCCAAGAUCCCGAGCGAGAAGGAGAUCAAGACUUAUCGCAGUCUCACCUUCAUCAGACCCGACCACGAAGACAAGAUGACCGGCACUCCUGGCACUAUGAAGGCUCAAUAUGCACCCAUUCCUAUUCCUGGCCGUCCCGACCUUCCAAUCUACGAGCCAACCCAGGAUCCGCCAAUGUGGCCACUGCCAGACGGUUUUGCAUUCGAGAAGUACGGCAAGGAAAUCGUUACGCCUGGAGCGAAGGCCGCGCCUGCUUCAGAUAAGAGGCAGGUCAAGUCAGUGAAGAUCAGUGUCAAAAAGGAAGAAGAGGAGGAGUUUGUGCCUGUCGUCUCGACUGAGAAGAAAGGCAGAUCUACCAAAAAGGCUGCUAAGGCACAGGAAGACGAUGUUGUUCAUCCCAGCGAGAAAUCUGCUCGUAAGGGCAAGAACACACCCGCAGCUUCGAAGAGAAAGGCAGCCGCAAAGAUAGACAGCACGUCCACUCCUGCUAAGCCGAAGGGAGUGCCCAAGUCAAAGAAGGCAGCUGCAACUCAGAAAAAGACACCCGCAACUCUGAACAAGAUUGCUGAUUGUCUCAAUGAGAAGCUCGAUCUUGAUGCAACUCCAUCGAAGCAGGCAAGAGGCGACAAGAAGGCUAUGGUUGCCGCCGUGCCCGAAUUCAAGGAGAUGCUCACCACAGAACCCAGCUCAGUUGCCAUCAACGAAGCAGAGCAAUCUGGUCAAAGUUAUGGCAGGGUUGACACGAACCCUACCGGCAUGCCAGCCCAAUCGUUCAUCAGCAUGCACGCAGGAUUGCCUCCUAACAGAUUCCGUAUGGGUGGUCAUCAGACCAACCAGAGCUUCGAUUUGCUGUCAAGCAUGUCGACAGCAUCCAGCCACGCAAUGCACAAUGCUCCUACUCAGUUCAUGCCCAACGGCGUCAACUACUCGCACAACAACUCCACUGGUAAUGGCUUUGGUCAUCAGAUGAUGUCCGUUAACGUUCCUUCUUUUGCUCAUGGCCAUGGCUGGGAUAACAUGAACAGACAGGAGAUGGUUGGCAAUUUCGAGCCUUCCGCACAGCAACUGGCAGUUCCUCAGUCUAUGCAGCAUUACAACAACAGCCACAGCUACGGAAACUUCCAGGCUCCUGGUAACGUCCACGCUCAUGGCAAUGUCCAGGCUCGUGACCAUGGCUCUCACGGCUUGCACAUCACCGAGUCUUCUGCUAUGAUGCCCAGAGAUCUUGCUCAGCUUGACAUGGGCAUAGGAGACUAUACCUUUGCCAGUGGUCCCGCCAGCGAUCUGGCAUCUCAGCAGCAAAUCUUCGCCGCUCCCUACGCCUCGCAGAUGCAGAAUGAUGACAACGACAACAAGCUCGACAUGGAGCAGUACCCUGGGGAAUUUAACAUCUCGGACCUCGAUGCCAGCAACAUCUUUCACAACAAGCACCAGUAA
Molecule: messenger RNA, 2349 nt
Organism: Aureobasidium namibiae CBS 147.97
Lineage: Eukaryota; Fungi; Ascomycota; Dothideomycetes; Dothideales; Saccotheciaceae
Exons: 2
Coding region: 1-2349 (782 amino acids)
Source: RefSeq, a predicted model, not a curated record